Ostrinia furnacalis (Asian corn borer) is the source of this 1830-nucleotide messenger RNA. RefSeq lists its product as uncharacterized. The transcript has 8 exons. The record is from RefSeq and is a predicted model, not a curated record. Gene Ontology annotation, molecular function: serine hydrolase activity. NCBI's taxonomy places the organism in Eukaryota, Metazoa, Arthropoda, Insecta, Lepidoptera, Crambidae. Bases 332 to 1294 code for a protein of 320 amino acids.
AUAUACAAAGGUCAUUUAGCCGCAAUCGAUCUAACAGUUGAAUGACCCGCCGCCCCCAUAUGAUGUCAUAUCGCGGUCGGUGGAUGCCGGCCGGCUUACCAAUAAACACAGUCAGUUUAUUCUUGUAAAACACACAGAACGCGCGUGUUCAUUUUAGUUUGUUUUCGUCAAUUUAACCACUAAAUAUCGCUUAACAACUAACUAUUGUGUGUGGUAAAUUAUGUAUGACCUCAAUGCCUCAACUAAAUGCUAAUGGUUGAUUUGUAUACAAUGUAUGUUUGAAAAGAUGCAUACAUUACGAACCGGGACACUCGAAUGAUUAUCUGCAAUAAUGGCUGCGCUACGUUCCUCUUUAUUCGCCUUGCCCAAAAGAUUUAGGAGUCAACCAUGCCCCAGAAUAUUGUUGGUUCUACCGCCAGCUUUGGGCAAUCAAGGCAGCCGGCUGCUGCACUCGCAAGCCCUCAGUCAAAACCUGCAGUAUAUCAGCAAUGAGAAGGUCAAGCUCACUGCGGAUCCUACAACUAUGAAAUUGGACAAGGAGCCCAACAAACCUCUAUGUAUCAUCAUGAACUGGAUGCUGGCGCGGCCGCAGCACGUCCAGAAGUAUGCCUCGUUAUACCUGGAGCAAGGCUUCGACGUGGUCUCCGUGUCCUGCUCGCCGUGGCAGCUCAUGUGGCCCUUGAAGGGAUCACAGCUGGUCGGAGCAAGCCUCAUGAAGUUCAUGGCCGCGAACGGGCACGAGCCGCUGGUGCUGCACGGCUUCUCGGUCGGCGCCUACGUCUGGGCCGAGGCUCUCGUCUACGCGAUGAAGGAUAAGGAGAAAUACCAACCAGUCCUGGACCGAGUGCGCGCUCAAGUGUGGGACUCGGCGGCCGACAUCACCGAGAUUCCCGUCGGCUUCCCCUCCGCUGUGUUCCCGAAGAAUAUGUUCCUACAGAACGCCUUAAGGACCUAUACCAAAUACCACUUGAAGAAGUUCCACGACGCUGCGACGUCGCAUUACCUGCGUGCGUCAGAUCUCUUCCACAAGACCCCGUGUCGUGCGCCCGCGCUGUUCCUACUGUCCCGUAGUGACCCCGUAGGCGCCGAGCGAAGUAACCGCAGCGUGCACGAUAGCUGGGUCAACCUAGGCGUCAAGUGCACGUGGCACUGCUGGGAGCGCUCGCCGCACGUGCUGCACUACAACAAACACCAGCAAGAGUACCUCCAACUUCUGCACGACCAUUUGACUGCGCGGGAGUUGCUCGCGCACCCGGAUAAGAUGCGUGCGCGUGCCCCGGUCAUGACGUCAUGACCGGGCCUCGGGAGCAGUGGCAGUCACCAAUAGGAUUGCCAAUAAAAUUGGUAUUUAGGAUUAAUUCUGCCCUAUAGAAAUUAAAAUUAUUUAUAAAAUGCUGCGGUAGUGUGUACCGUGAUUUAAAAAGAAAAAAACAUUUGAUUCAGUCAUAUAGAAGCAGCCUCCACUUUUUUACUGAAUGUAUCAUAACAAAAAAAAAUGUCGCUGGCUCUGCUUCUAUGUGACUCAUUUAUUACAAAAUGGAUAUCACACAAAGACAACAAUACAUAGAAAUAUUUGUCGUGGCCUCGCCGCAGCAUAAUACCUUAGCGUAGAUGGACUAGAUAGAAAACUAAGAUGGAAAUAUGUAAAUCGGCCACUGCUCGUUAGUUUCAAGCAAAUAAGAGACGUCCACUGCUGGACAAAGAUAAAAUAGUGGGUUAUUAUACAGAUUUAUUCAGACAGCUUCAAUAUAGCUGGUUAAUGACGCCAUAAUUAUUCAUGUAAAUACAUUUUGUACUUAUUUAAUUGUUUUAUUAAAUAAACAAUAUUAU